AUGUCCCAAGAAGAUGUGUUCCAGGACCGUCAGAGCUACUAUAAAGGGAGAGCAAAGAUAUACUUGCGCCAUUUCCAAAUUAAUGAUUCGGGUCCUCGAACUAUUCGAGAUUCGCAUGUGGACCGGCUGGACAGAGUCUUUCAGUCGGAGGGGCUUUCUCGCCUGAACCCUGAGAAUUAUGUGAAGGUCUCAAUAAGCAAUGAUGUUCUUCAGCAAGCUCUGGCUACCCAGGAUGAAAAUGAGGCCUUCCUAACCGGCCCAUUGCACUUUUUAAACCUCCCAGAUGAAGUGCGGCUGAAUAUUCUGCAUGGGAACCACCGAGUUCUGGCUGCAAUCAGGAGAUCUGCACGAUGGUGGGUGGCUGAAUUUUAUAGUGAUGGUAAGACUUUCUAUCUCACUUUAUUAUCUACAAUCGCUCAUAUCACGAAGAUAUGA
Molecule: messenger RNA, 435 nt
Organism: Penicillium samsonianum
Lineage: Eukaryota; Fungi; Ascomycota; Eurotiomycetes; Eurotiales; Aspergillaceae
Exons: 1
Coding region: 1-435 (144 amino acids)
Source: RefSeq, a predicted model, not a curated record